Molecule: messenger RNA, 2586 nt
Organism: Dichotomopilus funicola
Lineage: Eukaryota; Fungi; Ascomycota; Sordariomycetes; Sordariales; Chaetomiaceae
Product: protein SEY1
Exons: 4
Coding region: 1-2586 (861 amino acids)
Biological process (GO): endoplasmic reticulum membrane fusion
Cellular component (GO): endoplasmic reticulum
Molecular function (GO): GTP binding; GTPase activity
Source: RefSeq, a predicted model, not a curated record
AUGAAUGGCCACCUUGCGCCAGUCGGUGACGGGCCGACUGCAAAGCAGUACGAGCACGGCAUCCAGGUCAUUGACGAGGAAAAGUCAUUCAACACCAAUCUCAAUGACUACCUAGGCGAAACACACGUGGCCGAGGCCGGCUUCAACUACCACCUUAUCUCCGUUUUCGGCUCGCAGUCGACCGGCAAAUCGACCUUGCUCAACAACCUGUUCAAGACCGACUUUAGCGUCAUGUCCGAGACCGCCCGCCAGCAGACGACCAAGGGAAUAUGGAUGUCUAAGAACAAGCGCACGACCGGGCCGACCGGGCCCUCCGCCAUGGCCGACAAUAUUCUGGUCAUGGACGUCGAGGGAACGGACGGCCGCGAGCGCGGCGAGGAUCAAGACUUUGAGCGCAAAAGCGCCUUGUUUGCAUUGGCUACAAGUGAGGUCCUGAUUGUCAAUAUUUGGGAGCACCAAGUCGGCCUGUACCAGGGCGCGAAUAUGGGUCUCCUCAAGACCGUGUUUGAGGUUAACCUACAACUAUUCCUGAAAGACAAGCAGUCACAAACACGAUCUCUUCUCCUCUUUGUCAUCCGUGACUACGUCGGCCAGACCCCCUUUACGAACCUAUGCGACACCCUAACUCAGGACCUCAGCCGCAUCUGGUCGACCAUCUCGAAACCCCAAGGCCUCGAGGAAUCCAAGAUUGGAGACUAUUUCGAUAUCGCCUUCGAAGGCCUGCCCCACAAGCUUCUACAGCCAGAGCGCUUCGUUAGUGAGAUCGAUCAGCUGAGCACCCGCUUCACCGCUGGUCACCGCUCAGCCCAGGACGAAAGCGGCAAGCUUACAGGAGGGCUAUUUCUGCCCGAAUACCAUCGUCGGAUUCCCGCUGACGGUCUCUCCGUCUAUGCCCAAGGCGUGUGGGACCAGAUCGUGAACAACAAGGACCUGGACCUCCCGACCCAACAGGAGUUGCUCGCCCAGUUUCGCUGCGACGAGAUCUCGCGCGAGGUGCUUGUUGCUUUCGAUGCCGUCAUCCUCCCGCUCGAGGAACAGCAGGCCGAAGCCACACGACUCGGCAAACCUACGCUUGUGCUGCCCGACCUGGGUGUCGCCGGGUCCGGCGCCCGGGACAAGUGUGUGCGUGCCUUCGAGACCCAGGCCGGACGCUACCACAAGGGGGUCUACACCACCAAGCGCGGCGAGCUUGAGACGAAGAUCGAUGCCCGCCUCAAGGCCCUCUACCAGACCCAACUGUCGGCCGCGCACAAGGCCGGUGUGGUUUCCUUUAGUGAGGCUGUGACGGCUGCUGUCAAGGCUGGGCAAAAGGCUGGUGGGGCGUACGAGUUUGCCGAAAUUGUCGACAAGCAGAAAAAGACGGCACUCGACGUGUUUCGCAAGGAGGCGCAGAGCCUACUGAUCCAGGGUGUGGCGUGGACCAACUUCAAGCCGCAGUACCGGCUGUUUGAGAAAGAGCUCGACGAGGUCAGCGCGCGCCUGCGCAAGGAGGAGAUGCGCCGGCUAGCCACUCGGGUGGAGCGGUGGGUCAAGUCGCGGUUGACUGAUGCUGUCGGGCUCGAGUUCAACAAGCUGGGUAGCGGUCGUGGUGGUUCCGGGGCGCCUGAGAAUGGAGACAAACUGGCCACCGAGAAGGAUCUCUGGGAUCGCGUGUGGAGCUCGUUUUCUGGAAUCGUCCGCGAGGCCGAGACCCGUUUCGCGGACCGGGCCAAGAGCUUUGAGGCGAGUCCGGAGGAGGUCGACGUGGGGCUUUGGCGGUUGCGGCGCAAGAGCUGGGUUGCGCUGCGCGAGAAAAUCGAGGAGGAAAUGAUGGAAAGCAACAUCCUAAUGAAGCUGCGUGAGAACUUUGAGGACAAAUUCCGCUACGACGACGAGGGCGUCCCGCGCAUCUGGCGUCCUACCGACGACAUCGAGGGUGUCUACACCCGCGCCCGCGAGUCCACCCUCAGCCUCAUCCCGUUGCUCGCGCGGUUCCGCCUCGCCGAGACCUACGCGGCCCCCGAUCUGCCGGCAUUUGUUGGCGUGCAGCCCGCCGGUGUAGAGCCUGAGGAUGAGGAGGAUCUGCUGCCUAUCGGCGGGGUUGACGAGGAAGAGGGUAAGAGUUUGGAGGAAGAGAUGACGGUGCUGAGCGAGAGCAAGCGGCAGGACUUGGUGGUGCGGUUCAAGAAGAUGGCGGAUGGCGUUUAUGUUGAGGCGAAGCGGAGCGCGAUCGGGGGAAUUACCCAAGUACCACUGUACUUUUAUGUUGUCCUGCUGGUGCUGGGGUGGAACGAGAUCGUUAUGGUCCUCCGUAACCCCAUCUUGUUCAUGCUUAUUCUUGUCAUGGGGGGCGGCACCUACGUGGCCUACACCCUCAACCUGCUUGGUCCUAUGAUGCAAAUGGCCAACGCGGCAUCGAACCAGGCCGUCGAGAUUGGUAAGGAGAAGCUGCGCGACUUUUUGGAGAGCAACGAAACUGUUCGGCAAGCGAUCGCAAUGCCGGCGAGGUCGCAAAACGGCACUAGCCACAGCAACGGGAUCAGCUUGGAUCGAUUGGAUAGGCAAGGGAAGAAGGCCGGUGUAGCGGAAGAGGAGGAUGAUAUCUAG